UUAGUCGACCUUUCCUUUCGUCACGCACCCUUUCUUUCUCAGUUGGGGGUAAACUGUAAGUUUCAAUCGUACUUGAUGACUAAAAUGUUUAGUGGAGAAGGUGGGCAGCAGAGUGCAAACGCGAGGAAGAGGAGUAUGAAUCCGGCGGGCAGGGUGCAAGCGUGAGGAAAAAGAGUAUGGAUCCGGUGAGCAGCGCAAUCAUCGGAGCAGCAUUCAGCGAGCUCUUCGUUGUGACCAGAACCAUCCUCAGCAUUAUCAUCUUCAGCAAAUCCAACUGCAAAGAGCUCAAAGAAAAGCUCCAGCGCCUGCAACCCACCAUCGAUGAAAUCGCCAGGGUAAGCUCCGACACUUUUCUCCACAGAGACCGGCAGUUACGAGACUUUCAAAAUCAAUUGCAAGAUGGCCUUCACCUAGUCAAGAAAUUGGAGAAGCUGGGCAGUUUUAAUCUCUACAGAAAGUAUCGGUACGGAAAGAAAAUCCUCAAGCUGGAAAAAAAUGUCAAUGACUUCAUGCUUACUCAAGGCCUAGCCAACCUCAUGCUUGACGUCCAGAAACUGGAUGUGAAUUUCAAGGGCUACAGCCAACGGUUUGAUUGCCUCGAGGAAAUGGGUCAACAUAUAAUUCAUAUUUUCAACACUAAAAUGACUAAUGAUGCUGUUUGUAAUACAGUUAUUCUUCAAAAUAUGAGCGUAGAUCAACUUCUGUUUGAUAAGGAUGAUGCUACAAGUGGCCGUGGCCAAGAGUUUACUGGUUCCAGUGCCCAGGUCCCGGAUUUGCCAAAUUUUGUAGUAGGAUUGCAAAAUCUCAUCAACGAUUUCAAACAAAUUCUGUUCCAGAAGGAUGUUGGUAUAGUUGGGAUCAAAGGCAUGGGUGGAAGCGGCAAAAGUACUCUUGCAUUAGCCCUCUGCAAUGAUACCGAAGUUAAAGAGAUAUUUUGCAACAACAUAAUCUUCAUUACCGUUUCACGUUUCCCAAAUGUGAAGGGCCUUUUGGAGACUAUGUGGGAUAGGAUAAUUGGUGGGCAGAGGCCUGAUUUUCAGAGUGUAGAGGAUGCACAUAAGCAAUUGGAGAAGAAUAUUAGACUAAGAAUAUAUAAGCCAACUUUGGUGGUUUUGGAUGAUGUUUGGUCAAGGUCAAACCUGGAACAGUUGUUGUUUGAAGCGGAAGGAUACAAGACAAUUAUCACUACCAGACAGGACUUCACUGUUCCAAAUGAGCAUUCUACCCGUCUUUAUGAGUUACCCAUGCUGCAAAGGGCUGAUGCACUGUCACUUUUCUGCUUCUGGGCCUUUGGUCAGCCUUCAAUUCCAAAAAAUGAAAAUGAGGAUCUUGUUAAACAGGUUGAGGGAUAUUGCAAAGGCUUGCCUCUUGCCCUCAAAGUCAUUGGGAGCUCUUUGCGCGGUGAGUCCACUCUAGUUUGGGAAAGUGCCAAACAGAAGCUUUCCAGAGCAGAACAUAUAUCUGAAUAUCACAAAGAAGGCCUUCUUAAUUGUCUAGAAACCAGUAUAGAUGUCCUAGAUGAUGAUUUGAGGCAGUGCUUCUUGGAUCUGGGAGCUUUUCCCAAAGGAAGAAAGUGCAGUGUUGAUGCAUUGUUGGACAUGUGGGUGUAUGUUCGUCAGAUGGAAUGGCAGGAUGCUUUUGUGGUCUUACUAGAACUUGCAAGCCGCAAUCUCAUAAACAUUACAAGUGAUCCAGGAGGCCGAGCCAUUGCAUAUGGAUGUGCCUAUGAGCUCUCUUUUUCACAGCAUGAUGUGAUGCGGGAUUUAGCAUUGCGUUUGGCAAGCCAGGAUGGUAUCGGUAAUUGUAAGAGGCUUUUCAUGCCUAGAAAGGAGGAUAGAAUUCCUACGAAAUGGCUGACAAUAAAGGACCAGCCAUUUAAGGCUCAGAUUGUUUCUAUUCACACAGGUGCAAUGGAUAAGAAACAAUGGCAUGACAUUGAUUUUACUAAGGUGGAGGCUUUGAUUUUAUACUUUGCUGCAAGUGAGUACUUUCUUCCACCAUUUUUGCAGAGGAUGCUAAACCUGAAGGUUCUUGUAAUAUGUAAUUACAAUUCAAAGCGUACCACACUGACUGGGCUGGAGUGUAUUGAUUCACUCUCUCAAAUUAAGUCUCUGCACUUGGAAAGGCUGAUUGUACCUCCUCUUCAUGAGUACUGCAAACCUUUGGAGACCUUGGAAAAGUUGUCAAUAUGUCUAUGUGAGGGCCUUGGAAACAUGGCUCAAUUGAGUAAUGAGCGAGGCCUAGAAUUUCCUAACCUUGUAGAAAUGAAUCUUGAUCACUGUAGUGAUUUAGAGGAAUUGCCACUAAAGAUGUGUAAUUUAACUUCCAUACAGAGGCUAAAUGUCACAAAUUGCCAUCUGCUUCAUAUGUUACCUGAUGACUUGGGGAAGCUAAGGCUGCUUAGAGUCCUAAGAUUGUCUGCAUGUCCAAGCCUGGCAAUGCUGCCAGCUUCCAUCUGCAAUCUUGUUCAACUAGAAUAUCUUGAUAUUUCACUGUGCAGGUUUCUGAAGGACCUUCCUAUGGAUUUCCAUCAACUAUCAAACUUAAAGAUAUUGGACAUGAGAGAGUGCUCAGGAUUGAGGCAGAUUCCCAAAUCAUUAGGUAAGUUGAGAUCUUUGAGACAUGUAAUCUGUGAUGAGAAAACUGAAAACCAGUGGCGAUCCAUCAAGACAUCUUCCAUGCCUAAGCUUUCUUUAGAAGUUGUUGAAGAAAGCUUUAAUUUGGAUUGGCUUGAUGACUGAAGUCAUUGUUAAUUAAACCUUUUAAGAACUCUAAAACACAAGUGUUGUAUGCACUUCAACCCCAGAGGUAUUAUAUUAAAAAAGUCAAGUGUUUGAACUUAAAA
This is a messenger RNA of Cryptomeria japonica (Japanese cedar), 2845 nucleotides long. RefSeq names its product putative disease resistance protein At5g47280. The record is from RefSeq and is a predicted model, not a curated record. Gene Ontology annotation, biological process: defense response to fungus. Gene Ontology annotation, molecular function: ADP binding. Lineage: Eukaryota; Viridiplantae; Streptophyta; Pinopsida; Cupressales; Cupressaceae. Bases 177 to 2741 code for a protein of 854 amino acids. The transcript is spliced from 5 exons.